Messenger RNA from Brachypodium distachyon (stiff brome), 902 nucleotides. RefSeq names its product iron-sulfur cluster assembly scaffold protein IscU. Gene Ontology annotation, cellular component: mitochondrial matrix; cytoplasm. NCBI's taxonomy places the organism in Eukaryota, Viridiplantae, Streptophyta, Magnoliopsida, Poales, Poaceae. The transcript is spliced from 3 exons. The record is from RefSeq and is a predicted model, not a curated record. Gene Ontology annotation, molecular function: 2 iron, 2 sulfur cluster binding; ferrous iron binding. Gene Ontology annotation, biological process: intracellular iron ion homeostasis; iron-sulfur cluster assembly. Bases 140 to 658 code for a protein of 172 amino acids.
UCUUUUCCUCUGGUUUCAUUCACAACUUCCUCUGCUUCUGCGACACGAGGAGACUACCCGAACCAGACGGAAACAGAGAGUCGAAUCCAGAGACGUCUCCUAUCUCACCUCGUCUCGGAUUCUCAUCACCGACGAUACGAUGCUGCGCGCGGCGGGGAAGAGGCUCCUCGGCGCGGGGAUCCGGUCCCCGCGAGCGGCCGGCGGCGGGGAUGCUCCCGCGGCGCCCGCUGUGGCGGUGGGGGCGGCGAGGAGGGGGUACCACGAGCGGGUGGUGGACCACUACAGCAACCCGCGCAACGUGGGGGCGUUCGACAAGGAGGACGCGGACGUGGGCACGGGGCUCGUGGGCGCCCCCGCGUGCGGGGACGUCAUGAAGAUGCAGAUCCGCGUCGACGAGGCCUCGGGGAAGAUCGUCGACGCCUGCUUCAAGACCUUCGGCUGCGGCUCCGCCAUCGCCUCAUCCUCCGUCGCCACUGAGUGGGUGAAGGGAAAGCAAAUGGACGAAGUGAUAGCAAUCAAGAACACUGAGAUCGCGAAGCAUCUGUCGCUGCCGCCGGUGAAGCUCCACUGCAGCAUGCUCGCCGAGGAUGCCAUCAAGGCUGCAGUGAAGGAUUACGAGGCGAAGAAGGCGAAGCCGUCGCUGAAGGCAGACGAGUAGGCAAGGCAACCCAUAAAGACGGCAGCCAGCUAGCUCGUGCUAUUGACAGGGCGUGUACAUAUACUCCGUAUAAAUAAACUGCUGGAACUGGUGACCCUUGUAUAGUGUGUCGUGUAUCCGGCAAAUAAGCUGCUGUCCGUGGCCGAUAGCAGUGUAUUGAUAACAGGUUCCAUUUUGUACCAAAGAUGGAGAGAAUCGCGCCCGAAUUCAUAUGCUUUGUUGUUAAUUUGCCCGCUCUAUUUCA